Molecule: messenger RNA, 5819 nt
Organism: Oncorhynchus keta (chum salmon)
Lineage: Eukaryota; Metazoa; Chordata; Actinopteri; Salmoniformes; Salmonidae
Product: zinc finger protein ubi-d4-like
Exons: 12
Coding region: 19-1302 (427 amino acids)
Biological process (GO): nervous system development
Cellular component (GO): nBAF complex
Source: RefSeq, a predicted model, not a curated record
GCCUAGAAUUCAGACAGCAUGAUUUGGCUUAAAGAGGUGGUAGGACCACAUACCACACCUACCUCUAUGGCAGAGAAGCGCACCAGGCUCGGAGAGCAGUACUACAGAGAUGCCAUGGAGCAGUGCCAUAACUACAACGCCCGGCUAUGUGCCGAGAGGAGUGUCCGAAUGCCCUUCCUGGACUCUCAGACUGGAGUGGCGCAGAACAACUGUUACAUUUGGAUGGAGAAGAGACACAGGGGACCAGGCGUGGCCCCGGGACAGUUGUACACCUACCCAUCCCGCAGGUGGAGGAAGAAACGACGAUCCCACCCCCCAGAGGAUCCCCGACUCAUCUUCCCUCCUCUAAAGUCAGAGCUGGACUUGGGGUUAAAGAAGGAUUCCCUGUCCUCUGAUGGCAGCAGUCUGGAGGCCCUGCUGAAGGGAGAACCCCUGGACAAACGGGUUCCUCCGGAGCUCCGAGGGCCUGAGGAGGAGUCCAGUCUGACAGACUACACUGGUGGGGCGGUCACCCCUGUAGCACGCGUCAGAAAGAGAGUCCUGGAGCCAGAUGACUUCCUGGAUGACUUGGAGGAUGAGGACUAUGAGGAAGACACCCCAAAAAGAAGAGGGAAAGGAAAGGGAAAGGGUCGUGGAGUAAGCAGUGCCAAGAAGAAGCUGGACGCUGCGGCGGCUGCGCUGGAGGACAAGGACAAGCCCUACUCCUGUGACAACACUUUCAAACAAAAGCAUAUUUCAAAACCUUCCGAAAGAGUCUGUGGGAAGCGUUACAAGAAUCGUCCGGGCCUGAGCUACCACUACACCCACUCGCACCUGGCUGAGGAGGAGGGAGAGGACAAGGAGGAGCCUGAGGUCCACACCCCCACUCCGCCCCAGCCUGAGGAGCCUAAGACACCCAAGAAAGGUCCAGAUGGUUUGGCGAUACCCAAUAACUACUGUGACUUCUGCCUGGGAGACUCUGCCCUCAACCAGAAAACGGGCCAGUCAGAGGCGCUGCAGUCCUGCUCAGACUGUGGACGUUCAGGCCACCCGUCCUGCCUGCAGUUCACCCCCGUGAUGAUGGCUGCAGUGAAGACCUACCGCUGGCAGUGCAUCGAGUGCAAGUGCUGCAACAUCUGUGGCACCUCAGAGAACGACGACCAGCUUCUCUUCUGUGAUGACUGUGAUAGAGGCUAUCAUAUGUACUGUCUCAGCCCCCCUAUGGCUGAACCUCCAGAAGGGAGCUGGAGCUGCCAUCUGUGUCUGGACCUAUUGAAAGACAAGGCGUCAAUAUAUCAGACCCGUAAUGUCCCUCCGUCGUGAUGGACCCCCAUCCUCACAUACAACCCUCCCUCCACAGUGAGGUUCUUUCUCUGUGGUCAGUCGAGCGGAGGGGGUGGGACAGAUGACUUGUGAAAAGGGAAACGUACCCCCCCGCUGAAACACGCUUAGGUUUGGUUGUUCUAUGACUGUUGCACAGUUCCAAGCUCAAGUGACCCAUGUAGGCUUUUGUUUUCAACUAUUUGUCAAUAUAUCAAACUCAAUGUGUAAUAUCCUGAACUUGACAAUACAUCAAGUAUGUUUCUUUAAAAGUGGCUUUAACCACAAACGCAGCUUUUACCAGCCAAAGUACACACAAUCUCACACACACAGUGCAUUCGGAAAGUAUUCAGACCCCUUCACUUUUUCCACAUUUUGUUACGUUACAGCCUUAUUCUAAAAUUGAUUUAAAAAAUACAUUUUCCUCAUCAAUCUAUACACAAUACCCCAUAAUGUCUAAAACACCUUUUGCAUUGUCAUUUUUGCAAAUUUUGUAAAAAAACAACUGAAAUAAAUUAUUUACAUUAGUAUUCAGACCCUUUGCUAUGAGACUUGAAAUUGAGCUCAGGUGCGUCCUGUUUCCAUUUAUCAUCCUUGAGCUGUUUCUACAACUUGAUUGGAGUCCACCUGUGGUAAAUUCGAUUGAUUGGACAUGAUUUGGAAAUGCACAGACCUGUCGAUAUAAGGUCCCACAGUUGAUAGUGCAUAUCAGAGCAAAAACCAAGCCAUGAGGUCGAAAGAAUUGUCCAUAGAGCUUCAAGACAGGAUUGUGUCGAGGCACAGAUCUGGGGAAGGGUACCAAAAAAUGUCUGCAGCAUUGAAGGUCCCCAAGAACACAGUGGCCUUCAUCAUUCUUAAAUGGAAGAAAUUUGGAACCACCGAGACUCUUCUUAGACCUGGCCGCUCAGCAAUACUGAGAAAUUAUGGGAGAAGGGUCUUGGUCAGGGAGGUGACCAGCAACCCGAUGGUCACUCUGACAGAGUGUCUCUGUGGUGAUGGGAGAACCUUCCAGAAGGACAACCAUCUCUGCAGCAUUCCAUCAACAAGGCCUUUAUGGUAGGGUGGCCAGACGGAAGCCACUCCUCAGUAAAAAAGCACAUGACUGCCUGCUUGGAGUUUGCCAAAAGGCCCUUAAAAGGACUCGGACCAUGAGAAACAAGAUUUUCUGGUCUGAUGAAACCACGAUUGAACUCUUUGGCCUGAAUGCCAAGCAUCACGUCUGGAAGAAACCAGGCAACGCUCAUCACCUGGCCAAUACCAUCCCAACGGUGAAGCAUGGUGGUAGGAGCAUCAUGCUGUGGGGAAGUUUUUCAGCGGCAGGGACUCUGAGAUUAGUUGGGAUCGAGGGAAAGAUGAACGGAGCAAAGAUCCUUGAUGAAAAACUGUUCCAGAGCACUCAGGACCUCAGAUUGGGGCGAAGGUUCACCUUGCAACGGGACAAGUCUGAAUGUCCUUUAAUGGCUCAGCCAGAGCCUGGACUUUAACCCGAUCUGAUAUAUCUGGAAAGACCUGUAAAUAGCUGUGUAGCGAAGCUCCCCGCUCCAACCUGACAGGGCUUGAGAGGAUCUGCAGAGAAGAAUAGGAGAAACUCCCCAAAUACAGGUGUGCCAAGCUUGUAGCGUCAUACCCAAGAAGCUUGAGGCUGUAAUCGCUGCCAACAAAGUACUAAGUAAAGGGUCUGAAUACUUAAGUAAAUAUGAUAUUUAAGUUUUUUAUUUUAAAUACAUUUGCAAACAAUUCUAAAACUGUUUUCACUUUGUCAUUAUGGGGUAUUUGGUUGUCGAUUGGUUGGGGGGGGAUACAUUUUAGAAUAAGGCUGUAACGUAACAAAAUGUGGAAAAAGUUAAAUUGUCUGAAGAAUCCGAAGGCACUGCACAUGCACACGACUGCUCCGAAUCCUACUUUUAUUCUGCAAAAUAUCUGUUUUGCGUGGUGAGGAGAGAAAUAGUUGAAAUCAAUUAGCAUGCCAAUGCUUGUUCAUAAUCAGAAAAAUGUUUAAGGUUUUGUAUAUUUAUAUAUUUGUAUAGCAUAUUAAAGGUGUGAAAUGAUUUAAAAGCUGCAAUAAUAGGUUGGUUCUGUAGUCUUUGUGUAGUGCCCAUCUUCAUUAUUAAUUAAUAAUCUUCCAUCUCCUGAUGUGGAGGCAACACAGAGUUGGGAAAGCAUAGAGAGGGCCUUACCAUUACUUAGUACCCAUCCAUCUCUAUACCUCAGAGAGAGGAACAGGACCUUGGCGUAACUCUUUUUAAGGAAUUGAUAUUGAGUGUUUACGGCAUUGAAGGAAAGUGAGGCAUUGAAGGAAAGUGAGUCAAGUGGUUGCUGGUUGGUUUAAGUGAAUUUGAGUUUAUUCUACAGUCAUGGCCAAAAGUUUUGAGAAUGACAAAAAUAUUAAUUUCCAAAAGUUUGCUGCUUCAGUGUCUAGAUAUUUUAGUUAGAUGUUACUAUAGAAUACUGAAGUAUAAUUACAAGCAUUUCAUAUGUGUCAAAGGCUUUUAUUGACAAUUACAUGAAGUUGAUGCAAGCGCCAAUAUUUGCAGUGUUGACCCUUUUUUUUCCCCAAGACCUCUGCAAUCCGCCCUGCAUGCUGUCAUUUAACUUCUGGGCCACAUCCAGACGAGCUUUUUUUUCCGGAUGCCACAAACAAUCGGAAAGGGGAUUCAUCAGAGAAAAUGACUUUACCCCAGUCCACAGCAGUCCAAUCUCUGUACCUUUUGCAGAAUAUCAGUCUGUCCCUGAUGUUUUUCCUGGAGAGAAGUGGCUUCUUUGCUGCCCUUGACACCAGGCCAUCCUCUAAAAGUCUUUGCCUCACUGUGCGUGCAGAUGCACUCACACCUGCCUGCUGCCAUUCCUGAGCAAGCUCUGUACUGGUGGUUCCACGAUCCCGCAGCUGAAUCAACUUUAGGAGAUGGUCCUGGCGCUUGCUGGACUUUCUUGGGCGCCCUGAAGCCUUCUUCACAACAAUUGAACCGCUCUCGAAGUUCUUGAUGAUCCGAUAAAUGGUUGAUUUAUGUGCAAUAUUACUGGCAGCAAUAUCCUUGGCUGUGAAGCCCUUUUUCUGCAAAGCAAUGAUGGCACGUGUUUCCUUGCAGGUAACCAUGGUUGACAGAGGAAGAACAAUGAUUCCAAGCACCACCCUCCUUUUGAAGCUUCCAGUCUGUUAUUCAAACUCAAUCAGCAUGACAGAGUGAUCUCCAGCCUUGUCCUCGUCAACACUCACACCUGUGUAAAUGAGUGAAUCACUGACAUGAUGUCAGCUGGUCCUUUUGUGGCAGGGCUGAAAUGCAAUGGAAAUGUUUUGGGGGGGAUUCAGUUCAUUUUCAUAGCAAAGAGGGACUUUGCAAUUCAUCUGAUCACUCUUCAUAACAUUCUGGAGUAUAUGCAAAUUGCCAUCAUACAAACUGAGGCAGCAGACAUUGUGAAAAUGAAUAUUUGUGUCAUUUUCAAAACUUUUGGCCACGACUGUAUACCUACAGCCAGCAUUUUACCAACAAUAGUUAAAUAUUCCAUUGGUAGGCAUCACAGGUCCUAGAGAGCUGCACUAGUCCUGAACCCGACCCCUUGUUAUGUGUUGGGAAAUGGCUACCGAGCACAGGACUUUGUUUCCCUUCCCAUAACGGCUCAGAAGUCUCAUCCCACCCUGCUCCACUGGGGCCUCACGUGACUGUCAUGAUCUACACUCCCCUUCAGUUAUAGCCACAGGAGGGCAGUAAUGAGCAAUACAAGUGCUACUGGGACUGUCAGGGGGAUAAUGUUAUUGGAAUGAUUGGGGAGCCAUCGGAGGAUCUCGUCAGACAGUGGUGUGUUAACACAAACUGCAGACUGGUGUGUGCACCUGCAUUUGCUAUACUGUAGCAUUUUCCUUAGAGGAAAAAUGUAUUGACAUUGUCAUAUAUGAGGUCUACAUUUAUAUCAUUUGUAAGAUGGGCACAAAGUGAUUCUAAGGUGAACCUUAAAGGCACAUUUCUGAAUCAAUUGCAUGUCUGAGUUGUUUGUCUCAUGGAAAGGGAACACCUGUUUUUUUCCCUUGUAUUUUCUCAAUGCUCUUCUCCCCCAAAGCUGGGCACAAUGUUCUCCACAGGUCUGGCACACAAAUUACACUAAUUACAAUUAGCGAAGAUGUUUUUACCUUAACUAGUGACAGUAAAAAAACACAGGAUACAUUGACAGACAUGGUAAGAAAGGCAAAACAGUCAAGCAAGUGCAUGAUAAUGUGUGCUAAUGGUAUGCUCCGAUUUGAAUUGAUCAAAGUGUAAAGGGAAGUUGUGUAAUAUAAUUUAGCUGUACUAUCAUGUUAUAUCAAUAGCCAACUAACAAAUACUAAAGCGUUAAACAAGUAUUUCUCAUGACACUUUUUGGGGUGUUUGUUUUAGAGGCGGUUUCCAGGAACAUAACGGUUUUUGUUUUGCCAGUUGAUGUAGAACAGUUUUGGGACUUUAUUUGAGUUGUGAAUGAAUAUUGCCUUUAUGGUAGAAGGUUUUGUCUUCCCCCCCCCCCCCGCGGAAAAUAAAAUAUUUGUCACUGGC